CGCUACAUAAAACAUAUAAUUCAAUUAAGAUUUUUGUAUGAAACCCUCGCUAAAACAAUGGAGGAAUUACUUGCGUGCCGAGUAUGUUUGAUAACGGACGUUAAACUGUUCGAUAUGUUCAAAUACAAACUUGCAGAAUCAUAUCAAAUCAUAACAGGAACUCAGAUAUCAGCAGAUGGUUUACCAUUACAUAUCUGCAGUAUAUGUGCUGUGUUACUGCAGAAAAGUGUGUUGUUUAAAAGUAAAUGUCAUAAUGCUGAACAUAUACUGAAGUUUUCACUGAUGCAACAACAUAUGCUGACUACUGCCUACUUAAGGACCAUAGACCGCAGCCUCCACUCCCUCACUCUACCCCUCUCCACUGCAACCAUAAACAGCACCAUAGACUUCUCCUACCAAAUAAAAGAAGAAGUCACAGACAUCGAAACCACAGACGAAAUAGACAACACAGAUAACAUAUCCAUCAAAUAUGAAUCCGACGAAGAGCCUCUAGCCAAAAAAGUAAAAAAGAAAAGAAAAAAAAAGUUAAAAAUAGAAGAUGAGAUCAAAUUCGAAAAUGAUAAUGAGAAUAAAGUUAUUGAAGAUAUAACUUAUUUAGAAGGUUUAGACGAUGUACAAGUGGUUGUGUUGAGUAAAGAGGAACAGAUAGAAGAAGUGUUGUUGAGGAAGAAUUCAUUUAAUUACUUGAACUCGUUUUAUAAAUGCGAUAAGUGCUAUAAAGGGUUUAUAACGGAUUCAACAUUUAAGAAUCAUAUGGCAAGGCAUGCACUGUUAAGUGGACCGCACGCGUGCGAGGUAUGCCUCACCCGGUGGCCGACAGUACGCGCGCUCCGCGCACACGUCAUCACGUCCCACGAGCGCAAGUACGUGUGCCGGAAGUGCAACCACGUCUCCAAAUCCAGUCACAGAGCAAAGGAACACAGCAAAUGGCAUCUCGGCUUCACUUACACCUGCAAGAUAUGCGGAGCUUCCUUCACCAAAUCUACGAGCCACCUCACACACAUCCGGCUGCAGCACCCGUCCAACAACUGCUGCGAGCUGUGUGGCGAGUCCUUUAUCGGCGAGUACGGGUUGGCCAUGCACCGUAAGAAGGCGCAUAGGGACCAGGGUAACGUCAAGUCGGAGUCUCUGUGCGUGCUCUGCGGCGUACAGUUCCGGAGUCUCGACGCGCUGAACAGGCAUAUUAGUGCUGCCGACAACAACUCCUGUAACACUACCUUAAGGCCGUGUCUCAGUUGCGGCGAGGGAUUCGUUUCGGACGAAACGCUAAAAGAACAUUUGAAGAUACACGUGACUGACGAUUAUGUUAAAUGUCAAGAGUGCAACAGAACAUUUGCGCACGAGAAGUCUUACUCCAUCCACUACCAACGAGUACACCUGCGCGUGAAGUCCAAUUCCCGACGAGACCACACCGACAGGGUCGUCUGCGAGAUCUGUGGCAAGAAGUGCACGUCAAACGCCACGCUCGUGUAUCACCAGCGGACGCACACCGGUGAGAAACCCUACCAGUGCACCAAGUGUCCGAAGCGGUUCAGCGUCUGCCAACUGCUGCAGAUCCACCUCCGGACACACACGGGGGAGCGGCCGUUCAAGUGCUCGCGUUGCCCGAAGGCCUUCAAACACAAGGCGGCGCUCAACCGCCACGAUCGGGUACACACAGGGGCGAAACCCUACAUGUGCGCUCACUGCGGCAAGUCGUUCUCCCAGUCCAACUCAAUGAAGACUCACGUCAACACCGUGCAUCUCAAGCUGCCGGCGCCCUACAGACACCGGAGGAACAAGGCCGAAUAAAUCAUUUACCCCUUAUUCAUAAAACUUUA
This is a messenger RNA of Cydia splendana, 1820 nucleotides long. RefSeq names its product oocyte zinc finger protein XlCOF6-like. The record is from RefSeq and is a predicted model, not a curated record. The transcript has 12 exons. Bases 58 to 1791 code for a protein of 577 amino acids. Gene Ontology annotation, molecular function: zinc ion binding. Lineage: Eukaryota; Metazoa; Arthropoda; Insecta; Lepidoptera; Tortricidae. Gene Ontology annotation, biological process: regulation of gene expression. Gene Ontology annotation, cellular component: nucleus.